Messenger RNA from Capsella rubella, 2270 nucleotides. RefSeq lists its product as uncharacterized. The record is from RefSeq and is a predicted model, not a curated record. Lineage: Eukaryota; Viridiplantae; Streptophyta; Magnoliopsida; Brassicales; Brassicaceae. The transcript is spliced from 11 exons. Bases 135 to 2015 code for a protein of 626 amino acids.
UUUCUUCAUCAACAAGACAAAAAAAAGUUCUUACAAAGUUCUAAUCUUUUGCGUUCUGUCUCAAUACGCGUUCAACACAAACCUCCCAUCAUACUCGCUCAAUCAUCGUAAUUCGUAAUCAUUCCUUUAAAUCCAUGGCGGUUGGUGAUAGUAGCUUAGACUUGUCUCAUCGUAUGGAAGAUUCUGGAAAAACAGUAAAAGUUUCUCUUUUUUGGAAAGGAAACAAUUACUCUGUUCAAAUCGAUUCUGAAGCUUCUCUCAAAGAUUUAGGUUUUGAAUUGAGAAAGCUAACAGGUGUUACUGCUGAGUCGCUUCGUUUGAUUGUUCCAAAGUUACAUGAAAAAGGUUCGAUUUUGAUGUUACCCUUUUCUGAUGAACACUCGAGCUUGAGUUUACAGGAAUCAAACAUUGUUGAGGAUAAGACUAUAAGAAUGAUGGGUUUAACUGAAGAAGAGAUCGAAGGAGUUCGAAAAGAGACAAUGCCUGACAUGAGGAUACUUGGCUUUGAAGAAGAAGAGAGAAGGCUUAGGCAAAAGAAGUAUGUUUCGAGCAGUUCAAUCACGCUCCCGCAAGGGACUUACAUCUUUUGUGAUUUCAGGACUCUUCAGCUCCCGGGUAUAGAGUUAAACCCUCCAGCUUCUGCUGCUUUAAAGAGAAUGCACAUGCUUGCAGCAGACCCUGGUAUUAUCGCUAUUAUGAACAAGCAUCGUUGGCGAGUAGGGAUUAUGACUGAACUUGCCCCAGUUGGUUAUGUUGGUGUUAGUCCGCGAUGCCUUCUAGGAUUUAACAAGAAUCAAGGAGAGGAGAUUUCUCUACGCCUUCGGACUGAUGAUCUCAAGGGAUUCAGAAAGUAUCAGAGCAUAAAAAAGACUCUAUUGCAUGAGCUUGCUCACAUGGUAUACACGGAUCAUGAUGAAAACUUUUAUGCUCUUGAUAGACAGUUGAACAAAGAAGCUGAAAGCUUAGAUUGGACCAAAUCAAGGGGUCACACUUUGAAUGGAUCAAAAUUUAUCAAUGACGAUGAUGAGGAAGACUUCUUCUUCGAUGAAAAUGAAAAUUUUUCGCAGAGGCUUGGUGGAAACCAGUCCGAUAAUCUUGGAAAUGCUCGUGAAUCUUCUGUUGCUGCUGCUUAUCGCCGUCUCUCCCACACAAGUGUUUCAAAAAUCAGCGAAGAACCUGAUCCUGAUGACUUGGUUGAUGUUCGUGAUGAGAAUAAACAGCCAUCUCUCCCUAAAGCUCAAUGUGAUUCUAUGAGUAAGUUGGAGCCUGAUCCUGAUGAUACCACUGAAGAUGAUGCAACCAAAACUGAACAAGUUCACUCAUGGAUCCCAUCAAAUCCUAGAGAUGCAUCUGCACCUGAUCAUCACUCGGGAUCAAAUGAAUUGGCAAGUGAUCUUGCCCAGAUUACUGAAGAUUAUGAACCUGAUCCGGAUGACUUAGAAACACGAACAAGUAUAGAGGAAGCUGAAAAUAUGAAAACAUCAAAUGACACUGUAAUGUUGGGUGGGAAUGGAGAUGAAGAUAUCCAGGCUACACCUGAUCCAAAUAUUGCAGAGCCGUAUCCAGACGAUAACCCGGUGGUCACAGAGAGGGAAACGAUCAUGGAGGUUGAUGAGCCUGAUCCAGAUGAUCAAGAGAUUCAGAGGAUCCAAGACUCUGUUAUCAUCAUCUCUAACCGUCUCAAGAAAGCUAUAAAUUCCUUGGAAACUGAAGUUAGCCCGGGUCAAGCAACCAAUGUGCUGCAAAUGCUUCUCAAAAUAGUGAGGAACAUCAUUGAACAACCAAGUGAAAUGAAAUUCAAAAGGCUGCGUAAGGGUAAUCCUGCAAUUAAGCGCAACAUUCUCAACUUUGCAGCUGCGGUUGAGAUCCUUUCCGUCGUUGGCUUUGUCGAAGAGAUGUUAUCGGAAGGCGCAGGAGCACAAGAACCAUAUUUGGUACUGAAACGAAAUGACCCAGGGCUCUUGUGGAUUGCCAAGUCGAUGAUCGAAGAAUCCCACUCCACAGGUUCCAGCUAAUAAUACCACAUUUUCUCUGUAAACUGUACCAUAAAAGUAUGAUUUGAGACUGAGUUGCUUCUUUUUGAGGCCAUCCAUUGUUGGUGCAGCAUUAUAACAACAUGUUCCAUGGGACUCCUUACCGAUAAAUUGGUAACAGCUUGUCCUGUGGGAAGGUUGUUAAAGGGCAACUCUUUUUGUAUGUAAACUAGGAUUAACCCCGUGGUAUAACACAGAUCCAUAAAUUAAUAUAUUUGUUUUUUUUUUGCUUCCAAA